Fonticula alba is the source of this 1436-nucleotide messenger RNA. Its product is annotated as 30S ribosomal protein S3Ae. The transcript is spliced from 3 exons. Gene Ontology annotation, biological process: translation. Gene Ontology annotation, molecular function: structural constituent of ribosome. The coding region runs from base 70 to 846 and encodes 258 amino acids. NCBI's taxonomy places the organism in Eukaryota, Rotosphaerida, Fonticulaceae. Gene Ontology annotation, cellular component: cytosol; ribosome. The record is from RefSeq and is a predicted model, not a curated record.
CGUGAGGGUAAGACCUCACCCUCUUGAUUGUGUUUUCUUUUCUUUGAUUUACACUGUCAACGAGCAAAUAUGGCUGUCGGUAAGAACAAGCGUCUCUCCAAGGGCAAGAAGGGCCGUGGUGGCAAGCGCGUUGUCGACCCCUUCUCCCGCAAGGACUGGUAUGACCUGAAGGCUCCCUCCACCUUCUCCAACCGCGAGAUCGGCAAGACUCUGGUCAACCGUACCGCCGGUACCAAGCUCGCCUCCGAUGGUCUCAAGGGCCGCGUCGUCGAGGUCUCCCUCGCCGACCUCACCUCCGAUGUUGAGCACUCUUUCCGCAAGAUCAAGCUCAGCCUUGAGGACGUCCAGGGCCGCAACUGCCUGACCAACUUCCACGGUAUGGACCUCACCACCGACAAGCUCCGUUCUCUUGUCCGCAAGUGGCACUCCCUGAUCGAGGCCCACGUCGAUGUCCGCACCACCGACGGCUACCACCUCCGUGUCUUCGUCAUCGGCUUCACCCAGCGCCGCUCCAACCAGGUCAAGAAGACCACCUACGCUCAGACCUCCCAGAUCCUUGCCAUCCGCAAGAAGAUGUUCGAGAUCCUCAACAAGGAGGUCUCCACCGUCGACCUCAAGGAGCUCGUUGCCAAGCUCAUUGCCGAGUCCAUCGGCAAGACCAUCGAGAAGGAGUGCAAGGUCAUCUACCCCCUGCACAACGUCUUCCUCCGCAAGGUCAAGGUCCUCCGCAAGCCCAAGUUCGACGCUUCCAAGCUUAUGGAGCUCCACGCCGACAACCUCGCCGACGACACCGGUGCCCCCGUCUCCUCUGGCUUCGUCGAGCCCGUCCCCUCUGACAACAUCUAAAUGGGCGAUGUCAGCGGCGGCGGCGCGCGCGAGGGUUGCUUUGUGCGUGCCGGUUGGCCGGUGAGGUGGCGGGGGGGAGCUCCCCCCCUGGCGUGCGCACAUGCGCGCCAGGGAUCCUCUCCUCCCCUCUCCGGGUGUCCGGCUCUGUGGCUUCCCCGUGAUGGCGAGUGCGCCUGCGGGGGGGUGUCCAGGGCGUCGCUGUGAUGUUUGGGGGUGUCGUCGACACAGCGUGUAUUAGGUGUGCCGCCCCCAAAGGCGCGCGCGUGCAUGCGCGAUGCGGCCCUUUCCCAGGCCGCGCGGUGAUGGGGCUUCUCCCCUGUGUGCGCCACCAUCGCCACACAUACACACAUUCUCUCUCUCCCCCCCCCUCCGGUGUCUGUGUGUGUGUGUCUCCCGCUGUGCGCGCGCGUGCCCGCGUGUUUCUCUCCUUCUCGUUGUGUUCCCCCUCUCCCCCAUCCCUCUCUCCUCCUCUCCCCUCCCUCUCUCAGUGUGUGCCCUUCGUCACGUGUAGCCGCCCACUCCAUUCAUUAGUACUCUCUCUUCUCGCCCCCUUUCAACUAUAAUGUGCCUACCACACAACAUCCUCCCCC